AUGCUUGAACUUGUCAGCAGGAAUUAUUGGUGGCCUGGAAUGAAAUCCUCUGCUAAAGAAUGGGUCAAAUGCUGCCCAAUAUGCCAAGCCAACCGGCAAGCCCAUGCACCGGUCAUUGCCCUUAAACCCCUAGAAGUCCCACCAUUCCCUUUCCACACAAUCUCCUAUGACUUCAUCACGGGGUUCCCCAAGUCCCAGGGACACAAUGCUAUCUUAGUAGUGAUUGAUUUGUUUUCCAAGUUUGGCCAUUUUAUCCCUACCUCCAAAAAGGUCACAGCAAAAGGGCUGGCGGACUUGUUUGUCAAUCACGUCUGGAAACUCCAUGGCCUACCAGUAAAAACCGUCUCAGACAGGGGAACUAUGUUUACAGGUAAAUUCCUUAGGGCACUGUACCAAUGUCUUGGGAUCAAGCCAGCCUUCUUGUCAGCCUACCACCUGGAAUUGGACAGACAAACAGAAAGGGUCAACCAGUUCAUAGAAUUCUACCUCAGGUCAUACGUAGCAGCAGAUCACUUGGAUUGGGCAACAUGGUUACCACUAGCAGAAUACGCGUACAACAAUGCCAAGCACACUGCUACAGGAAAAACCCCAUUUGAGCUGAUUUACAGAAGAAACCUGGUAAUGAACCUGUCCAACGUCCCGGCAAAUGUACCAGAAGCCAAUCUUGUAGCUGAUACCCUGGCCCAAGAAUGGAAAGAAGCAGAAUCCGCCCUGAGAAUGACAAAGGAGAAAAUGGCAGGAACAAGGGGAGUGGUCCCAGAAUAUUCCAUUGGGGAAAAAGUAUGGCUAGACGCAAAGAAUGUGGAGAUCCGCUUGAACUCCAACAAACUAGAUCCCAAGCAACUAGGACCCUUCAAGGUCACCAAAAAGAUCUCUAGUCACACGUACCGCCUGGAACUUCCUGACACCCUGAAGAUACACAAUGUAUUCUAUGCGGGGCUACUAUCCAAAGUCCAUGAGUCCCCAAGUCAACCACUCCCAGAGCGCCCCCCUCCUGAAACAAUAGAAGGGGAGGAAGAAUAUGAGGUUGAACAAAUCAUUGACUCCAAAAGACAACAAGGAAAGUGGUUCUAUUUGAUCAAAUGGAAGGGAUAUGGUCCAGAAGACAACUCAUGGGAACCUGAAGAGCUGUUAGAACAUAGCAAAGAAGAAAUCCGUUGCUUCAACCAGUCACAACUGAAAAAGGCUUGUGACUCCGCCAAGAGCCUUUAA
Rhizoctonia solani is the source of this 1212-nucleotide messenger RNA. Its product is annotated as Retrotransposable element Tf2 protein. The transcript has a single exon. Gene Ontology annotation, biological process: DNA integration. Lineage: Eukaryota; Fungi; Basidiomycota; Agaricomycetes; Cantharellales; Ceratobasidiaceae. Gene Ontology annotation, molecular function: nucleic acid binding. The coding region runs from base 1 to 1212 and encodes 403 amino acids. The record is from RefSeq and is a predicted model, not a curated record.